AUGGAUUCCAACCAACCCAUUGGAUAUUUGGUAUUUGCAGAGUUUCCAACUAAAUGUCUCAUGAAAAUGGUUUUAGAUCAUUUCAAAAGUAUCAAGUAUCACAUAGCCUUAAGUCCGCAACAAGAGUUUGAGCGUUCUUUUCCAGGUCAAACACUUACUCAUAUUGGCCACAGACGUUAUCAAAAAUACGCUGAGUCUAAUGGAGAUUAUUUUUAUGUCACAACUUUUGGUUGCUGGCAAAGUGACUCUUUUGUAACUGGAGAGCUCGUUGAUGAUUAUCCAAACUUGGUUCUGUUUGGCAUGAUGCACUCUGAUAGAGAUUCUUCUCAAAUGAUUUGUAAAAUGAUUCCUCACUCAACGCAUCGGACAUUGCGCUAUUUGACAAUUUCAACUGGUGCUGCAGUGACUGAUGUUGCAAUAGCAAAGAGGGUUUGUGAGCUUGUGUUGCAGUUUCCAAAAGCAAGCACUAAUUGGUGGAGCUCUUGUUACGGUAUAAAGAGUGAACGAUAG
Lodderomyces theae is the source of this 510-nucleotide messenger RNA. RefSeq lists its product as uncharacterized. The transcript is spliced from 2 exons. Bases 1 to 510 code for a protein of 169 amino acids. Lineage: Eukaryota; Fungi; Ascomycota; Pichiomycetes; Serinales; Debaryomycetaceae. The record is from RefSeq and is a predicted model, not a curated record.